This is a messenger RNA of Tachysurus vachellii, 2744 nucleotides long. RefSeq names its product phosphodiesterase 1A, calmodulin-dependent (gene pde1a). The record is from RefSeq and is a predicted model, not a curated record. Gene Ontology annotation, molecular function: 3',5'-cyclic-nucleotide phosphodiesterase activity. Lineage: Eukaryota; Metazoa; Chordata; Actinopteri; Siluriformes; Bagridae. Gene Ontology annotation, biological process: signal transduction. Bases 454 to 2328 code for a protein of 624 amino acids. The transcript has 15 exons.
AUAGUGAGUGUGAUGGAUCCUCAGUAAGCUGCAGUUCCGGUUAAAGAGAGAGAGAGAGAAAGAGAGAGAGAAAUAGAGAGAGAGAGAGAGAAACAGAGAGAGAGAGAGAAUGAUAGAUAGAGGGCGGGAGCCUGUGUGAACAGAACCUUUGUGCAACUGUGUCUGUGCGUGUGUACAUGUAGCUUGUGUCACUGCGAGAGGUCUUCUGUUCUGUCAGUGCUGCGACGCUAUUCUCUCUCAUUCACACACACACAUAUUCUGCCUGAUGCUCUGUGUAGCCGGUGGACUCCAGGAUGGACGGUGCGCUUUGAGGACGGCGAGCGCCGACACGCACAUGCUCAACCAGCUACCUGCUGAUUCCGUUACACCAUAGGACAGUACACACACGCUUUUUCUCUCUCUUAUACACACACACACACACACAACACAGACACAGACAUAUUUUUUCCAGCAAUGGAUUCACUCUCCCACGACAUGGAUGGACUUGAAAACAACUCCAUGAAGUACAGCAGGAACGAGCAGACGGAGAAAAUGUGGCUCCGGCUCAGGGGAAUGCAGAAGUACAAAACAACCUCUCAGAGGUUGAGAUGUCUAGUGAAGCAGCUGGAUAGGGGUGAGGUGAAUGUUGUGGAUCUCAGGAAGAACAUCGAAUAUGCCGCCUCAGUGCUGGAAGCCGUCUACAUCGAUGAAACCAGACGCCUGCUGGAUACAGAGGACGAGCUCAGCGAUAUCCAGGCGGACUCCGUGCCCAUGGAGGUGCGUGACUGGCUGGCAUCUACCUUCACCCGGAAGAUGGGCGUCGUGCGACGGCGGCCGGAGGAGAAGCCACGGUUUCGUAGCAUCGUCCAUGCCGUGCAGGCCGGAAUCUUUGUGGAAAGGAUGUACAGGAGGACGUCGAACAUGGCCGGCCUGACAUAUCCUCCAGCUGUGAUCCUCGCUCUUAAGGAUGUUGAUAAAUGGUCAUUUGAUGUCUUCACGCUUCACGAAGCGAGCAGCGAACACGCGCUGAAGUUCCUGGUGUAUGAGCUGCUCACCAGAUACGACCUGAUCAACCGUUUCAGGAUACCUGUGUCUUCUCUGGUGGCAUUUGUGGAGGCAUUGGAGGUGGGCUACAGCAAGCACAAAAAUCCAUACCACAACCUGAUUCAUGCUGCUGAUGUCACCCAGACUGCUCACUAUCUGAUGCUUCACACUGGCAUUAUGCACUGGCUCACCGAACUGGAAAUAUUGGCCAUGGUGUUUGCUGCUGCUAUUCACGACUUCGAACACACUGGGACGACCAACAACUUCCAUAUCCAAACCAGGUCAGAGGUGGCCAUCCUCUAUAACGACCGUUCGGUUUUAGAGAACCAUCAUGUGAGCGCCGCCUACAGACUCAUGCAGGAGGAUGAGAUGAAUAUCCUCAUCAACCUGUCGAAAGACGACUGGAGAGAGCUGCGCACACUGGUGAUCGAGAUGGUCAUGAGCACAGAUAUGUCCUGCCAUUUUCAGCAGAUUAAAACCAUGAGAAACUCUCUGCAGCAGCCAGAGGGGAUAGACAAGCCCAAAGCUUUGUCUCUAAUGCUGCAUGCGGCGGACAUUAGCCACCCGGCUAAAGGCUGGAACCUGCACUACCGCUGGACUCAGGCUCUGAUGGAGGAGUUCUUCAGACAAGGUGAUAAAGAGGCAGAGUUGGGAUUGCCGUUUUCUCCACUGUGUGAUCGGAAGGCCACAAUGAUCGCUCAGUCCCAGAUAGGCUUCAUUGACUUCAUUGUGGAGCCGACGUUCUCUGUGCUUGUGGACACCACAGAGAAGAUCAUCACUCCUCUCAUAGAGGAAGCUUUAAAGUCAGGCGGCGUCCGCAGGGCGAGUUUAACGGGACGAGGUUCAGCUGCUGUGGUCGAGUCGGUCCAGAGACACAGCGGGCCCAUUGAUUACUCGCUCGCAGGAAUCGACCUCAAGCGUGUCCGACACAUACUGUCUGAGAUCAUCCAGAGCAACAAAGAGCGCUGGAAGGAGCUGUCUGUUCAAGAACUGGCCUGUAAGGAGCGAGAGCAGCGCUCCGAGCGUGAAGAUUUGUCCCGGAAAGCAGACGUCACUCUAAUUCACAGCAGUCGUGAUUCUGAGUCGAAGUCCCUCAGUGAAGUGAACAACACUGACUCUCUUCACUCGUCCCAGGACUCUUUAGAGCAAAGUGCAGCAUCGCACAGCGCUGACCCGACCGACGCCAGUCCCGGUGCCAGUCCCGACGCCACUCCCGACGCCAGCCCCGACGCCACUCCCGACGCCAGCCCCGACGCCAGCCCCGAUGCCGACCGGUCAUUACCGUGGAACGGCAAAAGCGCCUAAACAGAAAAAACCCCAGCUCAAACGUUGUGAGCUCCUACACUGUGUGUGUGUACUGUGGCAUAAACCUCAUAAUCCCGUAUGGGUGCUGUACAUAGCACUGUGGCCAUCAUAUCGUAACGCUACUGUUUCCUCUGCUCCUUCCUCGGGAAGGGGAGGGGUCAAGCUGACUGAUGUUUCCAUGACACCAAGCAUCGCUAUGGGAGAUGCCGGGAUGCUGCGUUGUCAUGUCAGUUUGUUUCUUUGCAAGGAGACAGAGCUCAGACGGAAGCUCUGGGCAUCCAGUAAAAUGCAACGCUGCCUCUUCACCUGCAUUUUCUGUUUUAGAUCUUCACUUUUGUAAAUCGGCUUCUGUUUCGUUUUUGUUUUCUAGUCAUUUGUAUUGGUAAUUUAUUAAAGAUUGUUCUGCUCCCCUUUAA